This is a messenger RNA of Anoplopoma fimbria (sablefish), 923 nucleotides long. RefSeq names its product eukaryotic translation initiation factor 1b. Gene Ontology annotation, biological process: translational initiation. Gene Ontology annotation, cellular component: eukaryotic 43S preinitiation complex. Gene Ontology annotation, molecular function: translation initiation factor activity; RNA binding; ribosomal small subunit binding. The transcript has 4 exons. Lineage: Eukaryota; Metazoa; Chordata; Actinopteri; Perciformes; Anoplopomatidae. The record is from RefSeq and is a predicted model, not a curated record. Bases 162 to 503 code for a protein of 113 amino acids.
CCAGCUACAGGCACGAAAGAGCUCCAUUUUGUGAGAGCCGUCGAAGCAGAGCACCGUCCCCCGAGAACAGGCGAAAACCUAGAAACGACAAAAAGUCAUAGUUAGCCGACGAACCGCUCGCUAACCAAGUUAUUAUCCGAAAGGAAAGCAAAUCUUAUCGUAUGUCCGAUAUCCAGAACCUCCAAACUUUUGACCCCUUUGCUGAUGCAACUAAGGGUGAUGACCGCCUCCCAGCCGGGACAGAGGACUAUAUCCACAUAAGAAUCCAACAGCGGAACGGCAGGAAGACCCUCACCACUGUCCAGGGCAUUGCCAUCGACUAUGACAAGAAGAAGCUAGUCAAGGCCUUCAAGAAGAAGUUUGCGUGCAAUGGGACAGUGAUUGAGCACCCAGAGUAUGGUGAAGUGAUCCAGCUUCAGGGAGACCAGCGCAAGAAUAUCUGCCAGUUCCUCAUUGAGAUUGGCCUGGCCAAGGAGGAGCAGCUCAAAGUCCACGGCUUCUAGAAGCUGCUAGCAGCCCUCUCCCCUUCUGUCCUAGAAGGCCAUUAACCCCCCCCCCCCCACCCCUCCUCCUAUGUGCUGCUGUUGCUCUUCCUCCCCCCUCUCCCUCCUUGCAACCCCACCAGCUCCUAUUAGCUAACACGUGAAUUACCUCUGACAAACAUGGGAUUCUGUAACACCACCGCCCACCGACGACACCAGGGGGCAGGCUCGCUCUCGCAAAGACAAACCACUGCAGCUCCACACAACAUCAGGGAUGAGUGGUGAUGACCCUCCCUCACAAACUUCCCUUUCCCCUUUUUGUUUAUAUCCUUUUUUAAUUUUUUUUUCUUUUUAGGUCUUGUGCCACAAAAAGGAGGCAUCGUUUCAUGUAACUUUUUUGUUUUGUACUUCAAGGUGUUUCAAUAAAACGUUGAGUCUCCA